Molecule: messenger RNA, 2340 nt
Organism: Elgaria multicarinata webbii
Lineage: Eukaryota; Metazoa; Chordata; Lepidosauria; Squamata; Anguidae
Gene: LGSN
Product: lengsin, lens protein with glutamine synthetase domain
Exons: 4
Coding region: 1-2340 (779 amino acids)
Cellular component (GO): membrane; cytoplasm
Molecular function (GO): glutamine synthetase activity
Source: RefSeq, a predicted model, not a curated record
AUGGACAAAGACAAGCCCACUCGCCAGAGCACUGCUGGAAUUGACAAUGAAGAAGUUGAUGGCAACUGUAUAUGUGGGUUAAAGAGCAAAAGAAGAGUAGACACUGGGGAGCAAAUCCCUGCAGCAGGAUGUGAAACAAUGGAUGUGUCUCAUCCUCCAGACACUUCUGAUCAAAGAGUGUUUGGUCACUACAACCCCCGGGCAGAUAAACCUCUUGAGAACCCACCAGGGUUCCCAGCAAUGCAGAAAGCAGGUGAUAAUAACCCUAAGAAAGACUGUUAUACAAAAGAUGUCCUGCAACAAGGCAGAGAUGCACCAUGUGAAGGCAAUCCAGAAGAUCCCUGGGGAAUAGAAACGAUGGGUAAAGAAGAUCAGACACUGAGACAAGACUUAGAGGGCAAAGAAGAGGAGAUUGUGUGGCUAGAUGCUGCAAAACCCAGGGAGAAUUCAGGGACAUCAACAAAUGAUGAAGAAAAACAUGGCUCAGCACAGGAAGGGCAUAUGAUCCACACAACAGAGAAAAAGGACAGAGAUCAUCAUGUAGCAACCCAGGACAAAGAAGACAGCAAAGAUGCUUUUGCUCUGGGCUCUGGGAUUUCCAAAGAAACUUUGCAAGAGUUGAAAAACCUAUUGAAAGAGAGUCCAUUGUUGAGUACCAGGGCCAGGAAUAGUGGAAAACUUGGCAGGACCUCUUCCCAUACAUUGCUGCUGAAGUCUAGUGAGAAACAAAGUAGAUGCGUGGAAACAUUUCAUCCUCAUUUAAGAGGAGGUGACAAGACGAUCCCUAGUGGGCACAAACAUGGAGCAGGGCAGAUAGGGAAGCCGCAACCGGUUCACAGCUCUGCUGGGCUGGAGAAGUGCCCAUCUGAAACUGAUGAAAUGGAGCAUCCUGUCAGGACUAAACGGGCAUCUUCCCCCAAAGCGGGCAGCACUCCAGGCACUAAAUUUGAGCCCACACCUGAGCACAGCAGAGAUCCUGGUGUAAAUAACCCUGGCUUUCCCAUUCCUCUUCACUUGGUUUCUGAAAUUGAAUGCAUUAAAGAACAGAUGGCCAGGGACAACAUACAUUUUGUCAGGUUUGAAGCAACAGACCUUCAUGGGGUGUCAAGAUCAAAGAGCAUUCCUUCUCGCUUUUUCCAGACCAAAGCAAUCCAUGGUGUCACCAUGCCUAGAGGCCAUCUUGAACUGACCCUGAAUCCAAAGGAUAAUGAAAUCAACCACAUCAGUGCAAGCAAUUUCAACUGUGACAUAGUCCUGAGUCCUGAUUUAUCAACGUUUCGGGUUUUACCAUGGACUGAACAAACAGCAAGGGUGAUAUGCGACUCCUUCACUGUAACGGGCAAACCUCUGUUGACUUCGCCCAGGUACAUUGCCAAGCAACAGCUGAGCCAGCUCCAGGACAACGGCUUGGUGCUGUAUUCCGCCUUCACUUAUGAGUUCUGCAUUUACGGCAUUGCUGAAAUUCUCAAUUCAAAGUCAAUCUCUUUUCCCACAGCAACCAUACUAAAUAACCAUGACCAGUCUUUCAUUCAAGAACUCAUUGAUGGGAUGUAUCAUGCUGGGGCCAAUAUUGAGAGUUUCUCCUCUUCCACAGGACCUGGGCAAAUGGAGAUCUCUUUUCACCCUGAGUUUGGCCUCAGUGCAGCUGAUAGCGCCUUCACCUUCCGAACAGGCAUCAAAGAAGUGGCCAAAAAAUACAGCUACAUUGCCAGUUUUUUCACCGAGAAUGGAUUCUGCAACUCGGGCAUCCUGUCGCAUAGCCUUUGGGACAGCACCGGGCAGAAUAACUUGUUUUCCUUGAGUUCCGAACCCACAGAGUUUACCAGCAUCGGAAAGAAUUGGCUUGCUGGACUCUUGGUGCAUUCUGCCGCUCUCAGCUGUCUAAUGGCUCCAACGAUCAGCUGCCGUAAACGCUACAAUGCCUACAGCAAGGAUUCAAGGGAGACGGUGAUGGCCAAGUGGGCCUGUAAUGACAACAACAGCGUAUUUAACAUCAAAAGUCACGGCGAAAAAGGAACUCGGCUAGAAAACAAGCUGGGCUCAGCGACAGCAAAUCCUUACCUUGUGCUGUCUGCGACGAUCGCUGCAGGUCUGGAUGGCAUAAAGAGAGGCCUCAGCUUCCAGGAGGGGUCGGAGGAGAGCCAGACCUCCACUCAGUUGAGAGCUGCAACAAUCCCUCUCAAACUGGAAGAUGCUCUUGUUGCGCUUCAGGAAGACGAGUGCAUCAGGGAAGCCCUCGGUGACAACUUUGUCCGAUAUUUUGUGGCCAUGAAACAGUAUGAGAUGGAAAUGGAAGAAAUGGAUGUGGAAAGGAAUAAGUUUUUGGAAUAUUUUAUCUAG